This is a messenger RNA of Teleopsis dalmanni, 2696 nucleotides long. RefSeq names its product ATP-dependent RNA helicase SUV3 homolog, mitochondrial (gene Suv3). Lineage: Eukaryota; Metazoa; Arthropoda; Insecta; Diptera; Diopsidae. Bases 191 to 2602 code for a protein of 803 amino acids. Gene Ontology annotation, molecular function: RNA helicase activity; hydrolase activity, acting on acid anhydrides; ATP binding. Gene Ontology annotation, cellular component: mitochondrial degradosome. Gene Ontology annotation, biological process: mitochondrial RNA 3'-end processing; RNA catabolic process. The transcript is spliced from 10 exons. The record is from RefSeq and is a predicted model, not a curated record.
AUUAAUUUGUUAACAGCAACCUUAAAAUAUUGUUUUUAUUAUAUAUAUUAUACUACGCAUUAAAUUGAUAAAAUUUGACAAUUGUGUUUUUACAAACUUUAUUUUGUACUCUUAAAAACUGAAUUGUAUAGUACAAACCAAUAUUUUUUGUAACAGCUGUUUUGGAGGUUAUGUGUGCAAACAGCUGUUCAUGUCUCUCGCACACGCUCAUUGCAUCACCACGAGAUGCAAAAUUUUGUGUAAAAAUAUAUUUUUUGUUUAUCUUAAUAAAUUGUUAAUAAAAUCUGCAUCUGACAUGCAUAACUCACGGAGAGGCCUCAGCCUGUUAUGUGCUCUGAAUGUUAAAUCUCCGAUUAGUCAACUGAAUCCUACAACUACAGUGUUAAUCAGCAAAUGUGUUCACCGGAGCAGCUACCAACAAGCAAGACAUAAAAAGAACAAUAACGCAGCUAAUGUUUCUACAUUAUUUAAACCAGUGCCGGUGCGCCAUAACACAGACGAACUAGAUGUCGGCGCUGAGCUCGUUGGAAAACUAGACAAAUCUGAUAUAUUAAAAAUUUUAAAUAAGUUUACACAAAGACGGGAGAUAAAACUGCUCUCCAGUGAAAAUGGACUUGACUCUUAUCUAUUACAACAAGCAUUUGCUUCGUUUAGACGUUAUUGUAUUGAAGCGGACAAUCUACCUGUAGAUUUACACAUAAUAUUUAGCGAUAUCAGUCAAGGUGCUGGACAUAUUGAUGACAUAUUUCCGUACUUUUUAAGACAUGCAAAAACAGUGUUUCCCCAUUUGGAUUGUAUGGAUGAUUUAAAAAAAAUAUCUGACUUAAGAACGCCUGCUAAUUGGUAUCCCAGUGCACGCGCUAUUACACGAAAAAUCGUGUUUCACGCCGGCCCAACAAAUUCAGGAAAGACUUACCAUGCUAUGGAACGUUUUUUAACUGCUAAAAGUGGUGUAUAUUGUGGCCCGCUAAAACUACUAGCAACAGAAGUUUUUAACAAAUGUAAUGAAAGGGGCACACCAUGUGACUUAGUUACUGGAGAGGAACGAAAAUAUGGCAUUAAUGAAAAUACACCAGCAAAUCAUGUCGCGUGUACAGUAGAAAUGACAUCUGUUAAUACACCUUAUGAAGUUGCUGUUAUUGAUGAAAUACAACAAUUACGUGAUCCUCAAAGAGGCUGGGCAUGGACACGUGCAUUUCUCGGACUAAUUGCUGAUGAAGUACAUGUUUGUGGUGAAGCUGGCGCUUUGGAGCUGUUACAAAAAAUUUGUGAAACAACAAAUGAGACAGUGGAAGUACAUAAUUAUAAUCGUUUAACACAACUCACUGUAGAAGACUCAGCAUUAGUGACACUUGACAAUGUAAUGCCUGGCGAUUGUAUUGUAUGUUUUAGUAAAAACGACAUAUACUCUGUGUCUCGGCAAAUUGAAGCAAGAGGAAAAGAAGUAGCUGUAAUAUACGGUGGCCUGCCACCUGGUACGAAACUUGCUCAGGCUGCUAAAUUCAAUGAUCCUGAAAAUAGUUGUAAAGUUAUGGUUGCUACAGAUGCUAUUGGAAUGGGACUUAAUUUGAGUAUACGUCGAAUUAUAUUUUAUUCAUUGGUAAAGCCGUCGAUGAAUGAAAAGGGUGAACGUGAAAUUGAUACAAUAUCAGUCUCAUCAGCUUUACAGAUUGCAGGUAGAGCAGGAAGAUUUCGCACACAAUGGGAACAUGGUUAUGUGACAACUUUUAAAGCAGAUGAUUUGCCGGUUUUAAAAAAAGUUUUAUCACAAUCACCAGAUCCACUUAAGCAAGCUGGCUUACAUCCGACUGCCGAUCAAAUUGAGUUGUAUGCUUACCAUUUGCCAAACUCAACAUUAAGCAACCUUAUGGAUAUAUUCGUAAAUUUAUCUACCGUCGAUGAUUCACUAUACUUUAUGUGUAAUAUUGAAGAUUUUAAGUUCCUGGCUGAAAUGAUACAACAUGUACCAUUACCUUUACGUGCUCGAUAUGUGUUCUGUUGUGCACCAAUAAAUAAAAAAAUGGCAUUUGUUUGCUCCAUGUUUUUAAAGAUCGCACGUCAAUAUAGUCGCAAUGAACCUGUUACAUUUGAAUUUAUAACCAAGAAUUGUGGCUGGCCAUUUAGUUUACCAAAAACCAUUUUAGAUUUAGUACAUCUCGAAUCAGUUUUUGAUGUAAUGGAUCUCUACUUAUGGUUAAGCUAUCGGUUUAUAGAUUUAUUCCCAGAUGCACCUGCAGUACGUAUUGCACAAAGAGAAUUGGAUGAAAUAAUACAGCAAGGAGUUUUUCAAAUAACACGUCUAUUGAAGAAUACCGAAGCUAAUCAAAAUGCUAGUGACGGUGACACCACAUACAAUAUGCGUAGAACUACACAAUUUAAAGAACCUCGCGUACCAACCAAUAUGCGUGGACGGUUAACAGAACGUUUAUUAGCUCAAGGUUUACUUACUCCUGCCAUGUUAAGUGAAUUAAGAAAAGAAUGGGAUAGGCAACAACACUCACUUGAAGAACGUAAUUUUAGUAAUACAUUUGAUGACAAUGAAGAUGAUAAUGAAUAUAAUGACUCUACUCAUAAGAAAUUUCGGAGGAAACGUAGAAAGUGAAUUUAGCUCUGAUAUAUUUAGAUAGUUAAUAGAAUUUUACAAAUAUCAUUUGUAGCCAAAUCAUAAUUAUUUGUAGCUUAUAAAAUUUGUUUUA